GGGCGGAAGCCCUGGGAGCGCAACCCUGGCGAGCGCAGGUCCCGGGUCUUCCACUGCAGAGCCGUCAGUCAGCUAAGCUGUAGGAGGCGAGUCCCUGAUCCUCCAUAGGCUCCCGGAGGCGCCUGGCUUCGGGACUCGUACCUCGGCGCUAGGAUGGGGAACAGUGCCCUCCGCGCUCAUGUGGAAACGGCACAGAAAACUGGUGUCUUUCAGCUUAAGGAACGUGGACUGACCGAGUUCCCCGCGGAGUUGCAGAAGCUGACCAGCAAUCUCAGGACCAUCGACUUGUCCAACAACAAGAUCGAGAGCCUACCGCCUACGUUGAUAGGGAAGUUCACUCUGCUGAAGAGCCUCUCUCUGAACAACAACAAACUGACUGUUCUGCCUGAUGAGUUAUGCAAUCUGAAAAAACUAGAGACGCUAAGCCUAAACAACAAUCACUUGAGGGAGCUGCCAUCCACGUUUGGGCAACUGUCUGCCCUCAAGACCCUGAGCCUCUCUGGGAACAAACUGGGAGUACUACCAACACAGCUUUGUAGCCUACGGCAUCUGGAUGUAGUGGAUCUCUCUAAGAACCAGAUUCGGAGUAUACCUGACAUGGUGGGGGAGCUGCAGGUCAUCGAACUCAACCUCAACCAGAACCAGAUAUCUCAGAUCUCAGUAAAGAUAUCUUGCUGUCCUCGUCUUAAAGUUCUUCGCCUGGAAGAGAAUUGUCUUGAGCUCAGCAUGCUUCCACAGAGCAUCCUCAGUGAUUCUCAGAUCUGUCUACUUGCUGUAGAAGGCAAUCUUUUUGAAAUAAAGAAACUUCGAGAACUAGAAGGCUAUGAUAAGUACAUGGAGAGGUUUACGGCCACCAAGAAGAAGUUUGCGUGAUGGUCUCCAGAACCAUGGGAACCUAACAGGACACUGACUUGGAGCCUCUGUUGGACUCUGGCUGAAUCAAAGUCUCCUGUUGUCAAGGUUACCUGCAGUAAGAAGAUGACGCUCCAGGGGAUAUUUCACUCAAUGGUCUUUUUCCUUUUUAGGGGUCAUCACAAAUAAUCUAAAAGAAAAGGAAUCAGGAGACAGGAAGGGUCCUACAUUUUGAGUCACAGUUGGGGCAAUGGACGGUGUUGUCACAGUUGAGGCAGUGGACGGUGCUGAUCUUCAAAGCUGUCACUAGUUGGGCUUUAAGAAACCAAUAGCUAGUUGCUAUUUAUACAACCAGAGGGUGCUACCUGGUAACAGUGUAGCUCUGUACCACAGCCUAAGGUUUUGAAUAGCUUCAAUGUGUGAGCUUUCAUAAAGUCAGUUGCCAUUUCACCUCUGUGUUAAACAUGUCAUAUGUAUAUUGUUAUUUUCUUAAUUUGCUACAGGGUACAUGUUGCUUGCUGGAGAGAGACAGAGAGACAGGGAGAGAGAAAAUGAGAAGGCACCACCUCGCAGGGAUGACUAUAAAGCAAUCCCUUCUCCAGUCUCCUCCUCUAGGGAUCUUUGGCACAUAUGGACCUGGUGUGUUUCCCAAGCUGCUGAGUCCAGGAUCCGAACCAGGCAGUCAGCCUGUGAAAUCUAGCUGUCCUUAACCACCACACCACCUCGCUAGCCCAACACUUCAUAUUUUUAUGAGAUUCAAAUAAUUUGUGAAAGGCUGCUAUAGUUAAUCAAAGUGUUCAUGAUUAUAUUCCAGCUCAUCAGUUCAGUUGCAGUGUCCAUGCUUGGAAUUUAGGAUGUACAUAAAUAUAUGAAUAUGUGACUGUCUGGAUUAAUAAAUAGCAUGCUUUGUCAGAGAAGCACCAACACACUAAAAUAUUCCCCAAGGCUGCAGUAGCAAAAUCCUUACUACUGUAGGUGCCUUAUUGGUAGAGGGCUCUGAAGAGCAAAAACCGUAUAUGCAACACUUGUAAUAUAAAAGGGAUUUUAAUAAUCAAGAUUUUCCUGAAGCUUUGUUAGAAAUAAUGUCUUAUUUAUGAUAAUGUCUCCUUUUUUGUAUUUAUAACUCUACUAAUCAAAUUACUUAUCAAGAAACCAUUGCUACAAUAUUUUAAAACAGCCUGUGCUUAUCAAGUUUAUUCUCUAAGUGAGAAUAUACUAAAUAAAGAAUUUUUUAAUGAA
Tupaia belangeri chinensis (Chinese tree shrew) is the source of this 2091-nucleotide messenger RNA. It is a transcript of the gene LRRC57, whose product is annotated as leucine rich repeat containing 57. The record is from RefSeq and is a predicted model, not a curated record. The transcript has 6 exons. NCBI's taxonomy places the organism in Eukaryota, Metazoa, Chordata, Mammalia, Scandentia, Tupaiidae. Bases 154 to 873 code for a protein of 239 amino acids. Gene Ontology annotation, molecular function: protein binding. Gene Ontology annotation, cellular component: cytoplasm.